Molecule: messenger RNA, 2616 nt
Organism: Cladocopium goreaui
Lineage: Eukaryota; Dinophyceae; Suessiales; Symbiodiniaceae
Source: the annotation of a GenBank genome assembly
AUGUCUCUGGUCCGUUGUGCUACAGUUCUCGUUCUGGCGACCCUAGUGGCGUCCCAAAGGGAACGCCCAGAUAGGGAGAAGCAGAAGGAGUUCUCUGAGUGUUUGCUGUCAGGCGGAACGCGAGAAUCUUGUCGUACGAUUCUGGCGGACAGUCAGGGAGAAACUGGUGAACGACCUUCGCCUCAGCCUCAAGACGAGGUGCUGGAACGCCUUGAAGCUGAACGCGGUGCACCAGCUGCUCUGGCGGAGCAGCUGAAGAAUUGCGACUAUGGCGAGGAGGGUGACACGGACGCGGAGAAGAGGGAAGCCUUCAAGGAGUGCAAAGAUAAGGCCCUUGAAUCCUUGGAACGGCUCCGUGGUGACGACGUGAAGCCCGAGGAGUUGGAACGCGAGUUGGAGAAAGCCGCUGAGGAGUCUGCUCGUGGCAUCGUCAAGCGAUGUCUCGAUGCGGCCAGCACGGACAGCGACAAGGAAGCCUGCUUCAACAGUGAAGAAGCCAAAACGGAGAUGGCUGCCAUCAGCGGACGAGAUCCUUCAGAGUUCAAGGCAGAUGACAUGCGUGAAGCCAUGCGCGAGGGUGCAGCAAGUGACUUGGUGGAAGAGGUGAGCAACUGUCAAAAGAAUGCGCAAGAUGAGAACAGCAGGAAGGAGUGCUUGAGGCCUUCCGAUGAGAUGAAGAAGCAGAUUGCUGACAGCAGGGGCAAAGCCAGUGGCGAUGUGAAGGACUCGGAGGUGCGUGAGUUCCUGGAAGACGGUGCGGAAGAGGACAUGUGGAGUAUCAUGAAGAGCUGCGGGGAGGAUCGAGAAGCGUGCCUGGAGUCUGCCAAGGAGAUGCUGGGUACAGCUACCGGCCAGGGGAAGAGCGACAUCACCGACGACCAGUUGGCGCGUCGGCUGAGCAACGCCAUGAAGGAUGAGUUGGCUGAGUCUAUGGCCGCCUGCACCAGGGCCGCCACUGAUGACAUUGCUCGCCAGCUCUGCCGGGAUAUCCUUACGGAUCAAGUGCUCAGCACGGCGGACAACCGCACCAAGCACAGCAAGGGCGACAAGAACCAGGCCUUAAAGGAAGCUGGGAAAGCUGCCGCCACGGAUGUGGUCAAAGACUGCCAGGGGACUCGCGAGGAGUGCCUCACGCGUCUCAUGGAGAAAGCCGCCGAGUCCAUGGGCCGACGCCCCGAGGAUUUGACCGAAGUGGAGGUGGAAAGGCUUAACGAGGAAGGCUCCAAGGAAGCGGCCAAAGAGUCCAUCAAAUCCUGCACCAGUGCCAAGAAGGACAAUGCUCAGGCAACCUGCGGCGAUGCCUUGGCAGUCUACGCCGCGGGCCGCGGCAAGGGGGACUUGGACGCCUCGGAGCAGCGCCGAGUGAAGCAGGAGCUGGCCGAGGACUUGGAGAAAGAUGACAUUGCUCUGUGCCUCAAGUCCGAGAGCCGUGAGGAGUACAACGCUUGCAUGGAAAAUUUGAAAGAAACCUCCGAUGUGCAGGACGAACUCUUCAGCGGAUUGGAUGAGAAGGUCAAGGAGGCCAAGAAGAAGCGCGCCAAGGACGACGCUUCCGUGGAUGCCGUGGGAGAGAUCUUCCGCUCGUGUAUGGAGGAGGCUGAGAGCGAUGCGGAAAAGGAGGAAUGCAAAAAGGAGAUCAAGGAACGCUCCGAAAUCGCCGGUCUCACGGAGGACGAGGAUGACGUGAUCCUGAAGUACAAGCGUAAUGUGGUGGCCGCAUCUGCCCGUGCUUGCGAUGCCAGCAAGCGUAGCGAGUGUGUGCACCAGGCCAAAGAGGAAUUGGUCAAGCUGGGCUUGAAGCGCCGCGCCUUCGGCGUCGUCAAGAAGUUGGCGGAUCUCAAAGAGGCGGCAGAGGCCUUCGCGGAAUGUCAGGAGGAAUCAACCGUCGAUGGUGUGGACGACACGUGCAUCGAGGAGGCCAAGUCGACACUGGAGGAGCUCAGUGGCUCCACAGAGAUCUGGAGCGACGAAAUUCAGGCCAAGGUUCAAGCGCUGGGUGAAGCCUUGACGGAGGGACGCGAAAUCUUGAUCCGCAAGUUGAGGCAAGUGCUGGUGGAAGCCAUUUCCAGCGCGGCCACCUGCUCCGAUGCAUUCCUGGACCGCAUCAUCGAUCGCGUGAUGGGCGUCGCCAGGAAUUUCACCGUUCCAGGUUCUGAUAGGCCCAGGGACAUCACUGACAAGAGAUGUCGGGUGACCUUUGGCAAAGCGCGUUACUUCUGCAAGGUCUCCACGGAGGACAUGGAUGACGACGAGACUCAGCAACUGUCUGAUGACAUCUCAGAGGAUUUGACCACCGCGGAAAUCACCAUCGAACGACUGCGACGUCUUGGCGAGCGAAGGUUGUCAGAGACCAUCACGGAGACCUAUGCGGACCAGGAAGUGGAAGAAACCUCCUCAACAUCCAGCACAAGCACCGCGGAGAGCACCACGGAGAGCACCACGGAGAGCACUGAGAGCACCACGGAGGCAACGACGACGACCACGACGACCACCGAGAGCACCAUGCCAGAUGAACAGACCACCAGUGGAGGCACUGAACAUCCUACUGGAGCCAAUGCUGCAGCAGGUUCCUGCCUCAGCGCUGCCGUCGCCCUGGCGUCGAUUCUCAUGCUUUAG